UAUUAUUCAAGGCCGGGAAGGAGAGGGGGUUUUCAGCUCCGAAAUCCGUGCCGCUGCGUUUCACGCAAUGGCCGCUAGAUGUCUCUCUCAUGUGCAGUAAAAGCGGCAAUUCAACACGGAGUUGUAUGCGCAGUGUGGUCGAUUUGUAAUGUAUUACGAGUGUUCGGCAUACUGUGUAUGUUAUUUUGCAUUAAAAAUGUGUUUUUUAAAAAUUAUAUUAGGUGUUGAAAAUGUGUAAGUAACAAAAUUAUGUAUGUAGGACAUUGUAAAUAUGAUAUAAUUAUUCAGAAACUUGUAGGGCGAUUGUACAAUAUUCAAAUAUAAUUUCACAUGUGUGUUAAUUCCCGCCAUUCGAAAUGGUUUACUGUUGCGUGCCAAACUGCACGUCUGAGUCUUCAAAAUGUGAUAAAAAAGUGACUUUCCAUACAUUUCCUAUACAGACUGAACUAAAGGAUAGGUGGCGAACAGCGAUUUCAAGGCAGGGUAAAACAGCUGGAUCUCUCUGGUCUCCGUCUUCGAGUUCACGAGUUUGUAGUUUACACUUCAGGACAUCUGAUUUCAGCAUAAGUACAACAAGAAAAAGAUUACUUCCAAAUGUGGUCCCUACAUUGUUCCAAGGGUAUCCUCUGCACAAACAGAGCAAAUUACCGAAACGAAGUCCAGCUUCUAGAUCCGAUGUAAGCCCGCAAAUUAAACGAAAAAAAGUGUGUAUACAAAAUGAAAACAAGGAGCUUGCAUUCUUGUCUGAAGAUAAGAUUGAAGUCAAAGAAGUAGGAAUUCAAGUAUCAUCGUUUUUUCCAUGCAGACCUAAACUCACAGCCAUAAAACACAAGUACAAACUCGUCAAACAGUCUAAUGGCCGACUCAUUCAAACUGUCAGUAGAUUGAGGAAACAAAUUAAGGAACUGAAAAAAGAAAAUAACGGCAAAAAUAAUAAACACCUGGAGAAAAUUGAAAAAAUAGAAAAAGAUGGAAAAAAUGGAAACUUAAAAGCACUAUUCUUGUUAGAGCAAAUUGAUAGCUAUGGAAAACAGCAUGUUGUUUAUGGUGAAACAACUCUCAAAAUUUGUGUACUUUGGCACAGGAAAGCAGCAGCUGGGUAUCGUUUCAUAAGAUCAAUGAACUGUUUGAAACUUCCUCAUGAAAAAACGUUGAGGGGUUAUAUUGGAUGUGCGAGUGGUGAAACUGGUAUAACUUCAGUAAUUAAAGAACGCCUUAUUUAUGAGGUCAGCAAUUUGAAUCACUCAGAAGAAAAGUUAGGUUCGCUGAUAAUAGAUGAGAUGGCGAUCAAGGCAAAAGUAAGUUAUGAUCGCAACCUUGACCAGUUCCUUGGAUAUUCAGAGGCAGAAAUUGAGGAGAUGGGUGUAAGUGAUAAAAUAGCCAACAGACUAUUGUGCUUCAUGUUUCGCGGCCUCUCCACUCCCAUCCGAAUUCCCGUCGCGUUUUAUUUUACUCGUCAAUUAACAGGACCUCAGCUGUGUAAAUUAACCAAAAAGGUGAUCGAAGAAGUAGAAGAAACAGGUUUUGAAAUUCUGCGAAUAGUUACUGAUAACUCUUCGGUAAAUGUUAGCAUGAUGAAGGAGGUGUGUGGCGGCCAAUUACUACCUGAAAUACAACACCCAAAUGAUGAAAACAGAGUAAUCUUUUUGAGUUUUGACUCGAGCCACAUUUUGAAAAAUAUUCGCACUCAGUUUCUUCAGAAGAAUUUUUUCUACAGGGGUAUAAUGAUCUCAAGCAAGCCCUUGAAAAAAUUGUACGAUGCACAGAAGCACUGUACAGUGAAACCUGUUCGAUGUCUGAACAGAAAAGUUGUUUACCCUUCGAACAUCGAAAAAAUGAAUGUGCAACGAGCCAAGUAUGUUUUUUCCCUUCCUCUGACAGCUGCAUUGAAGACUCUUCCUACAAUAGCACCUGAGUUAGUCGAAAACCACGAAAGCCUUGCUGAAACCAUACGGUUUUUGGAAUAUGUCAGAAAAUGGCACGAUAUUCACGAUGAAGCAGGCAUAUAUGUCAAGAAACACCGACAAACUAGUGUUCACAGAAUUUGACGAUGACAGACUGUCUUGGUUGCUAGAUACAUUCCUGCCUUACAUGGAAAAUAUCCAAAAGUCGAGCAGCAAACAAAAUAAACUAAGUGAAGAGACAUACGAAGCUCUAGUCGUGACAACUCAGGCAACUGUAAAAUGUAUACAACAUUUAAUAUCAGUUGGAUUUCAUUUCGUUUUAAGCAGGAACCUGAGCAGCGAUGACAUCGAACUUCUCUUCAGUCACUUGCGAAGAAAAGGUGGUUUCAACGAUAUGAUGGACGCAAGAGCAUGCAUGUAUGCAAUCGACACAACGCUAAAAACGGGUUUAAUAAAUCCUUCAGCUACAUCAAAUGUAGAAAGACAAACUUUCAAGACAUUGGAUGCAAUUGCACAUCACAAACGAAUAAGUGAGCUGAACACAGUAAUUUGUGAUGUUCCAGUUGAAGCAACAGGAAUUCUUGACGAAAAUCUUGAAGAAACUCCAGUAACGCUGCAAAUCGCGUCCUUAGCUAUGAUUGCUGGGUACUUGGUACGGGUUGCAGAAGAAAAUUUUAACUGUGCCUAUUGCCUAGAACAAAUAUCAACUCCCGAUUGUGACAGCCCGUUGCUCCGAUUGAUUAAAAUGCAAGAUCGCGGUGGUCUGCGGUACCCAUCUAGAAAAUUCGUUUUUUUCCUGAGCAAGAUACUAAAAUUUACUUGUGUCACUCUUAAACACUUAGGACGUAAACAGCUCAUCAAGAAGCUUAAAGUGUUUCUAGUGCCAAAGUUUCUUCAAUAUUUUAAGUGUUCACUGUGCAGUCAAGAAAAGCUUGCAAAUACCAUAAUAACCAAAUUUCUGAAGCCUAUUUUGGACAACGAAGCACGUUCGGUGACAGACAAAAUUGACAAACCAUCAAAAAUAUACAGAAAACCAUUGAGCCGCAAAAUUUUAAAACUGUAAGCGUAGUUCCAGGUGAGUAACAAUUAACACUUUAUUUGGUGUUACAACUGUUACAUUCAUUUUGUUUACGACUGCUUUAUCUUUUAGAAGUAUUUGAACAUAGGGCUUUAUUGUAUUUAUCAUAACAGUUAGUUCUAAACACCAAUUUCAUGAGUUAUAGGACCAACGGUAAUUUAAACAGAUGUUUCGCGCGGUUCCGUGUACUGCACAUGAGAGAGCUACCUAGCGGCGAUCUCUGGAACUGAAUCGUCUCGCGUUUUACAUCCUCUCCUUCCCGGCCUUGAAUAAUAACGUAGGCAACGGUGCUGGUCUGAAAAAAAAAAGGUUUUUUUUUUUUGGAAUAAGCUAACAUUUAACUAAGUAUUCUAUCAUUAUUGUAACAACACAUACAUUUUUGUUUAAAUCACAAUUGCCAAAAAUACUAGAAAUAUGCGAUUGCAUUUGUAACAAAAAAUUUGAAUCAUUAAAAAAAAAAAAAAAAAUAUAUAUAUAUAUAUGUGUGUGUGUGUGUGUGUAAUCUAUUCAUGUGUUCACUUAAAAAUAAAUACAAAUAAUGCAAUAGCCAAUUCAUAUAUUCCUAACUCUGUCGCCAGCCGAUAGUGCGCCUCUUAGUCGCACAGGCCGCGAUGCCUCACAAAGCCGUGUGCCACGAACACACCCACGUGUGUAACAUGGUGCAAAGAGUGUGAGUGCACCGAACGACCCGCAUCUAGCACCACUACCGGCCACAUCGGCGGAAGCACUCCGCCGGGUGUGGCAAUGUGCUUCCGCUAGACUAUAGCAUUCAAGGGCACAUGUUUUCUCCCCCAGACAUAAACUACGGAAUAUAUACCUAAUUCUUCAAACAUUUUUACUUAUUAAUGUAAUUGUUUAACGUGCGAAUAUGUCCUAAACUUGGCCGCGUCUGUUCCCCACGCGCUGCGCUUUUGGCGUGCAAUUAGCGGGCCCGCUGUAGCGCCGCGCUACACGAAAUCGCGAGUAUCCACCGGGAGCAACGUUGAGAGGUCAAUUUCGCGCCAAUUCCGUAGCCUCAUCUAGAGCGUGAGUUAUGACCCCCACCGGCCGUGCGUCACCGCGCAGGUCUUAACAGCCAUCGCGCGCCUAGCGCCAUCACAGCAGCAACGUCCACAACAUAUUGUUCUCCAUCAAACUCACCCUCUCACCAUUAUAAGCGGGGUCAUCACUGAACAGCCGUGCACGCGCAGAGCUCACUAGCCCCGAACAGUCGCGGCCAGGGGAUGGAUAGCACCAUGUAAGGUUUGAUAAGGAAUUAAAAACACACUUCACAUAGCGGAGUGUAUAAUUUGUAGUGUAGGGCAUCUUGGGUG
This is a messenger RNA of Bacillus rossius redtenbacheri, 4295 nucleotides long. RefSeq lists its product as uncharacterized. NCBI's taxonomy places the organism in Eukaryota, Metazoa, Arthropoda, Insecta, Phasmatodea, Bacillidae. The transcript is spliced from 2 exons. The coding region runs from base 1966 to 2967 and encodes 333 amino acids. The record is from RefSeq and is a predicted model, not a curated record.